Messenger RNA from Peronospora belbahrii, 657 nucleotides. Lineage: Eukaryota; Oomycota; Peronosporomycetes; Peronosporales; Peronosporaceae. The record is from the annotation of a GenBank genome assembly.
AUGGCGUCCAAUUUCACACCAACCAAGGAUGUGGUCGAUAUGACGGAACGUUCUAUUAAAUCAACCAAGUUACGACGAGGUAGUAGAGCAACAGGAGGUAGUGGAAAUGGUAAUUUAACCAAUUAUCAACGUAAAAUCAUUUGUGAAUUUUAUCGUAAAAGUGGGGGUGUCAUGUCCCAAAAAGACUUGGCACAAUGGACAAAACAUGAAUUUCAGCUGAAGAAAACACCUGCCCAGUCAACAAUAUCUGGAAUUCUACGACGUCAACAUGAGUUUAUUAAUAUGAGUUCAUUAGAAUUAGGAAUUAAGAAACGUCGUGUUGUACAGCAUCCACAGCUUGAUAGUGCAUUGGCCAAUUGGGUCAUUCAAAUGGCUGGACGAGGUCAUACGGUUCAAGGUGAUUUAACAAAAGAAAAAGCCAAGGAAUUUGCAACCAUGUUGGGCAUUCCAGAAAAUGAACAACCGGAAUUUUCGAAUGGAUGGCUACAUUCUUUUCAAUUACGUCAUAACUUUAGUUUUAGAAAAUUUAAUGCCGAUCAUCAUCAACAACAAGUAGCAAUGGGUGCUGCUGCUACUGCUGCUGCUAGUACUGAUGCUGCGAUGGUACUGCUGAUUUGGAUGAUGGGAUGUCGACAACUGGUCGACAUUCAACGAUAA